CUCUCUGAGCUCUGCCUCUUUUAUGUCUCGCGCUGCUGGCCGCCUCCCGGUUUCGAGCAACACGGAACAACAAAUGUGAAAAACAAACACAAACAUUAUUUUUGACUUCCCACACGACCGUCCGAUUGAGAACUCCCUCCCUUUCAUAAAUGAGCCAUGGCGGUAAACUUCGGCAAGAUCGUCGUGGGGAUUUAUGUGGAGAUAAAGCGUAGCGAUGGACGAAUACACCAGGCCAUGGUGACCUCUUUAAAUGAAGAUAAUGAUAGUGUCACUGUGGAAUGGAUAGAAAAUGGAGACACUAAAGGGAAAGAGAUUGAUCUGGAGUGCAUAUUUUCACUAAAUCCAGAUGUCGCUCAAGAAGAGGAGAUUUCUUUGAGUCCUGUUACCCCUCCUCCUCCUGCACCCAGUUCUGUUAAGGUUAACAAAAUCCCUAAGAAUCGUAGAACUAUUGCACCGGGAAGGAGUGAAAUCCCAUCAAGAGACAACAGAGUUGCCUCGACCCGGGCACGGCAGGCCCAGCAGCAGCCAGAAUCAGCGCCCCCUCCACCAGCACAACAGCCGCCACAGAGCCAGACCCAAAGUCAGCUAACUCAACUGCAAAACGCGAGGAGGAAGUCGAAUUGUGUGAAGGAAGUGGAGAAGUUGCAGGAGAAGCGUGAGAGACGCAGGUUACAGCAACAGGAACUGAGGGAGAAGAAAGCACAGGAGACUGAUACAACUGUUCCAAACUAUGAAAUACUGCAGAUGAUCAGAGACUUCAGAGCAAGUCUGGACUAUCGACCCUUAACCACUACAGAUUUGAUCGAAGAACACAGAAUAUGCGUGUGUGUGAGAAAACGUCCCCUGAAUAAAAAAGAGUUGACUGUAAAGGACCUAGAUGUGAUCACUAUUCCCAGUAAAGAUGUUGUCAUGGUUCAUGAACCAAAACAGAAGGUGGACCUGACUCGAUACUUAGAGAACCAAACAUUUCGCUUCGAUUACGCCUUUGAUGACAGCACAACAAAUGAAAUGGUUUACAGGUUUACUGCAAGACCGCUUGUGGAAACUAUCUUUGAUAGAGGAAUGGCCACAUGUUUUGCUUAUGGCCAAACUGGAAGUGGGAAAACACAUACUAUGGGUGGAGAUUUUUCUGGAAAGAACCAAGAUUGUUCGAAAGGAAUCUACGCAUUAGCUGCUCGAGAUGUUUUUCUCAUGCUGAAGAAACCAAACUAUAAGAAGCUGGAUCUUCAAGUUUACGCAACUUUCUUUGAAAUCUACAGCGGAAAGGUAUUUGACCUGUUGAAUCGCAAGGCUAAGCUUCGUGUGCUUGAAGACGGGAAGCAGCAGGUACAGGUAGUUGGGCUUCAGGAGCAUGAGGUCAGAUGCACUGAGGAUGUCCUUAAACUGAUUGAAAUGGGGAACAGUUGCAGAACAUCAGGCCAGACUUCAGCCAAUGCCCACUCGUCCCGCAGCCACGCCGUUUUCCAGAUUAUAUUGCGAAGGAAGGGCAAGAUGCACGGCAAGUUUUCACUAAUUGAUCUGGCUGGCAAUGAGCGUGGAGCAGACACAUCCAGCGCCGACCGUCAGACUCGGUUGGAGGGAGCCGAGAUCAACAAGAGUCUUUUGGCUCUGAAAGAAUGUAUCCGAGCCCUCGGCCGUAAUAAACCCCACACCCCAUUCAGAGCGAGCAAACUCACACAGGUCCUUAGAGACUCAUUUAUUGGAGAAAACUCCAGGACAUGCAUGAUCGCCACCAUCUCUCCUGGUAUGGCCUCCUGUGAGAACACGCUGAACACUCUGAGAUAUGCCAACCGAGUGAAAGAGUUGACUGUGGAUACCAAUGCCAUGACAGAGGGUGUCCGACCCAACGCCAUCACCAUCAACCAGCUGGACAUCAUGGAUGAGGAGUGGGAUCUGGGCAUCCCUCAAAGAGAUGACCUCAAACUUCUCUGUGAACAAAAUGAAGAGGAAGUUUCUCCUCAGCUCUUCACUUUUCAUGAAGCCGUUUCUCAGCUGGUGGAGAUGGAGGAGCAGGUACUGGAAGACCACAGGGCUGUGUUUCAGGAGUCCAUCAGGUGGCUUGAGGAUGAGAAAGUUCUCCUGGAGAUGACUGAGGAGGUGGACUACGACGCGGAGUCAUACUCAUCUCAGCUAGAGCAAAUUCUUGACCAGAAAAUUGAGAUCCUCAUCGAGCUACGAGAUAAAGUGAGGUCAUUCCGUUCUGCGCUCCAAGAGGAGGAACAAGCCAGCAAACAGAUUAAUCCAAAGCGGCCCCGUGCACUGUAGCCUGGAACGCGUAUUCGAAGAGGAACGACAAAUACAAGAGUCCUGUAGGCUUCUUGGUAGUAUUCAGAAGUAUUCUGAAAAAACUUUCCUAUCAUUACAUGUGAAAUGAUUAAAACUGUUAGUUUUUUCUCUUACAAAUCAGCCGAGGACAAAGAAGGGGAUUUUGUUUAUUAUUAAACCCUUGUUGAAUCGAUUUUGAGGAAAGCUUUUCUCGUUUUUUUAUUAGUAUUGAUUUUAUUUAUUUACUUUUUCAUUGUAGGUUAAGGGUACAAACUUGUAUCGGUUGAUACUUACAUGUUCUACCCUUUUGGGUUUCACUGAAGUCCUUUAUUUGAUCUUCUUCUGAAUCAUAUGCAUGAACACUUAGCAACAGUUUACCACUCCGUUCCUAGCAUGACUGACUUGGUUCAUCUGCACUUUAAAUAACCUUGUUUUGGGGAUUGUUUUUCAUAUUUGGCGGUAUGUAUAGCAGUUUCUGUUGAUGGGCUGUCACAGCAUUUUAUCUUGCUUUUUAUUAGGGCAUAAUAAUCAAAGGACUUCUCAUGGAAGCAUUUAAUGUCCUGGAAGUGAAAUGCUGAGGUUAUGUAAAUGAAUGUGAGAAUUGUCAGCGGUUAUAUUCAUUUUUGUUGGUUUGACCGCUGUUCCCUCCCACAAUACCUUCUUUAAGUUUCCCAUUUGCUUAUGUGCCAUAUCAUGAAGUUAACGGUUUACCAAAACACUUCUCCUUCAGUGUUUUUUUCCAAGACUUUCAACGUUCUCACAUCAACUAAUAAACUUUGUAAUAACAUAUAAAUCUAGAGUAAAACUCUCAUAGCAAAUGAAUAGGAAAUACCACUUGUCUACUGCUGUGUGGAGUGUUACAGACACCUCUCAACUUAAUAAAUAAAUAAAGAAUCAUUCAACAAAA
Triplophysa dalaica is the source of this 3172-nucleotide messenger RNA. RefSeq names its product kinesin family member 2a (gene kif2a). The record is from RefSeq and is a predicted model, not a curated record. Gene Ontology annotation, biological process: microtubule-based movement. Gene Ontology annotation, molecular function: ATP binding; microtubule motor activity; microtubule binding. Lineage: Eukaryota; Metazoa; Chordata; Actinopteri; Cypriniformes; Nemacheilidae.